CACAUCCCAAAGAGGCCAUUCCACUCUCCCAUAUGCAGAGCAAACUAUAAUAAUUAGGAGAUAACCCUCACAUCAACAGCACACAACAUUCUAUCCCUCUCAUGCUUCACCAUUUCAUUUAAUGGAUCUGAUGCCAAUUCAAAACCCCACAUAGCUCUUAAGGCUGGCCAUGGUAUCUUUUAGUCGAAACGGUAGGGAUAGGUAAAAUCUUCUUGUUUGUACUCUGGCGGCGUCGGCGCAGUACAGGUGCACUGCUUUAGCAUGCUAUUGCUAUGUACCAUCAAGGAAUUUGGACAAGAGGGGGUGAAGAAAGCAACAGAAACAGCAACAGCAACAGCAACAAUGCUAAGAAGCAAUCCCCUGCAGACAAGGAAGAUGGGGCCAUGGAAAGGUUCCAUAAUCAUGAAUUACAACUUCAAAAUAAGAGCAAUGAGAGCAGCAACUGUGGGAGAGGUGGGACUAAUGGGCCUCAAGUUGAAUGCCCUACUCUCAAGAGUAAUCUCAAGAAAAGAACAACAGUGGACGAUAAUCAACAAAGGAUAGAAAAGAGGAAAGUUAGUUGGCUUGAUGCUCAUGGCAAAGAUAUUGCUCAUGUCCAAGAAUUUGAGCCAAGUGUCUCAGAAGAUGGGGAACUUGGAGGAGUGAGGAACUCUUGUGUGUGUGCUAUUCAGUGAAUCAAGAUGUUCAAAAUUUAUGAUGCCUGCUUCUCCAUGAUCUAUGCCAGUUUUUUAAGAAUUUCAACAAACAUUUAAGUGUAUACUUAUAUAAAUCUCUGGAUUUAAACAUGUUGUAAGAUUCAAACAAAUAAUAUGGUUAUUUUAAAAAUGAUUAUCCUUCUCAAAA
Juglans regia (Persian walnut) is the source of this 843-nucleotide messenger RNA. RefSeq lists its product as uncharacterized. The record is from RefSeq and is a predicted model, not a curated record. NCBI's taxonomy places the organism in Eukaryota, Viridiplantae, Streptophyta, Magnoliopsida, Fagales, Juglandaceae. The coding region runs from base 273 to 674 and encodes 133 amino acids. The transcript is spliced from 2 exons.